Molecule: messenger RNA, 502 nt
Organism: Polypterus senegalus (gray bichir)
Lineage: Eukaryota; Metazoa; Chordata; Cladistia; Polypteriformes; Polypteridae
Product: granzyme B-like
Exons: 4
Coding region: 23-502 (159 amino acids)
Biological process (GO): proteolysis
Molecular function (GO): serine-type endopeptidase activity
Source: RefSeq, a predicted model, not a curated record
GCCACCAGCCAAAGCAAACACAAUGAAGAAGCAGGCAAGUUUUCCUCUUUUAGUUGUAGCCUUCAUGUUGGUGACUUAUGAGGGUGAUUGUGUGGAAAUUGUUGGUGGGAGAGAAGUCCAAAAUCAUUCAAGACCCUACAUGGCGUAUCUCAGCUUAUCUGACGUAUCUGGGUGUGGCGGCGCUUUGAUUAAACCAGACUGGGUGUUGACAGCAGCACACUGCAAUAAGUCGAAUCCUAUUAUUGUGACUCUUGGAACUCUUUCACGAACAGAAAAAGAACCAACAAGACAGGAAUUUCAAGUGAAGACUGCUGUUCCUCAUCCUAACUUUACUUAUUAUACAUAUGAGAAUGAUAUAAUGCUUCUUAAGCAGUGUGAUAUUUAUGGGGUGUCUUGUGUGCACAACCUGACUCAAAUCCCAACACAACUUCUCAUCAUCCAGGCUUUGACUGAGACAUUCCAGAAGUCUCCAUUUCUUUCUUUUCCACCAUUCCUUGGUUGA